UCCUCCUCGUCCUCCUCCCCUUUGAGAAGCGAGAUCCCCAAACAGAGCGAGCGAAGCAGCUGCCACCUCGCCGCCGGCCGCGCGCGUGGAUGCCCCCGCGGAGCCCGCGCCCAUGGCGUCCGUUUCGUCCGCGUCGUACCCGUCGCAGGCCGUCCUCCUCCUCCUCCGCCUGCCGCUCCAGCCCGCCGGAGGCGCGUGCCUCCGCUGCCGCCGCGCGCAGAGGAAGGAGCCUGUGCUCGUUCCGCCGUUAGGGAUCUCCUGCGGCGGGGCGCGGAGUGCGGGGGCCGGGCUCCUGCUGCCGCUGCCUGCGCUGCGGGCGGCCGAGGGGAAGGACGGGCGGGCCGUGACCAAAGAGGAUGAGGCGGCGGCGGCGGUGGAGGAGGAGGAAGAGGAGGAGGUGAGGAGGGAGGAGGGUAAGCCAGGAGACGAUGGGUCCCGAGAGGCUGCGGCGAGGGGGUCGGGGCGGUUCUCCGCGGACUACAUCUCGCUAGGCAUCAGGGAGCCCGUUUACGAGGUGAUAGAAGUGAAAUCUAAUGGGAGGAUGUCUACAAAAAAAAUAAGCCGGAGGCAGCUGUUGAAAUCGAGUGGCCUCCGUCUACGAGAUACCAGAAGCGUUGAUCCUUCACUGUGGCUAAUGAAUUCAAUGCCUUCCCUGCUGGUCCGUGAACAAGCCAUAUUAGUCAAUCUUGGUUCCUUGCGAGCAAUUGCUAUGCAUGAGCGUGUUCUUAUAUUCAACUACAACAGCCCAGGAGGAAAGGCAUUUUUAGACUCAUUGCUACCACGGUUAAAUCCAAGAAACAUCAAUGGUGGACCAGCAAUGCCAUUUCAACUUGAGGUUGUCGAAGCUGCACUGCUUUCUAGAAUACAAAGGUUGGAGCAAAGGUUAAUGCAUAUUGAGCCUCGUGUGGGUGCUUUACUUGAAGUUCUACCAAAUCGGUUGACAGCUGAUGUGUUGGAGCAGCUUCGUCUAAGCAAACAGGCAUUGGUUGAGCUGGGUUCACGAGCAGGUGAUCUCAAACAAAUGCUUAUUGAUCUCCUAGAUGAUCCUCAUGAAAUCCGUCGCAUAUGCAUAAUGGGAAGAAAUUGCACGCUUGACAGAUUGAGUGAUGACAUGCAGUGCUCCGUUCCUUUAGAGAAGCAGAUUGCUGAAGAAGAAGAGGAAGAAAUUGAAAUGCUGUUGGAAAAUUAUCUUCAAAGAUGUGAAUCAAUCCAUGGUCAAGCAGAGAGACUUCUUGAUUCUGCAAGAGAAAUGGAAGAUUCAAUCGCAGUUAACUUAAGCUCGCGGAGACUCGAAGUAAGUAGAGUUGAGUUGCUUCUUCAGGUUGGAACAUUUUGCGUUGCAAUAGGAGCAUUAAUUGCAGGAAUAUUUGGCAUGAAUCUUAAAUCAUACCUCGAGACAAACGCGUGGGCAUUUUGGGCGACGACCGGUGGAAUAGUAGUUGGAGCGGUAGCUGGAUUUUUCAUCAUGUACUCUUACCUAAAGACUAGAAAGAUAUUGUAAACCCUGUAGCAUAUGUACUCCUAGGACUGUAAAUAAUUUGAUUUUGAUCCCAUUUGGAAAGUCAUUGCUGGAGGCACACGUACGUACAGACUCCAGAGGCUAAGAUUGCUUUGGUGCGGCGACGAUUCUGAACUUUGGACCGAUCGUUUGCUGCACGCGUGAGGAAGCUUAACAGCCUAGCACCAUAGCAUGUUUUGGAUCUUUUACUUAAAACCUUUGUGAUUUCAUGAUUGCAUUUGAUGAGAGGCUGAGUGGUGGAAAUCUAGAUUGAUCGAUGUUACUGGUUUCCUUUGAGUGGUGGAAAUCCACUUUGUCCUGCGUCGACAUGUUCAUGGAUUUACCCUUGUGUUUUCACUUCCGUACCAAAUAUAGGUCUGGUUGGAAAAAUUGUUGGUCCCAUC
Messenger RNA from Oryza brachyantha (malo sina), 1902 nucleotides. RefSeq names its product magnesium transporter MRS2-A, chloroplastic. The coding region runs from base 113 to 1501 and encodes 462 amino acids. The record is from RefSeq and is a predicted model, not a curated record. NCBI's taxonomy places the organism in Eukaryota, Viridiplantae, Streptophyta, Magnoliopsida, Poales, Poaceae. Gene Ontology annotation, cellular component: membrane. Gene Ontology annotation, molecular function: magnesium ion transmembrane transporter activity. The transcript is spliced from 13 exons. Gene Ontology annotation, biological process: magnesium ion transport; transmembrane transport.